GGAGGUUUUCUUCCUGUCAGCGACACAUGUAGAGAGAGAGCAGCUAACGGGACACGGGCGCACACAGACACGGACGGAGCUCCGCAGAUUUAAUCGUCUCUCCGCAAAAACACGCACUUUCUCGUGUGCGUAACGCUCGUGCGCACCAUGGACUUGUUUGGUCGCGGAGAGCACAUCGAGUUGUGAAGCAGCAGCAGCAGCAGCAGCGGCGGCACUGCGAUCCACGGAGAAAGAGUCCACAGUGGAAAUACUAUCUGAUAACUCCAUUUGCUCGUUUCCACUGAAACACGAGCACGAGACGCCUCGCGGAGGUUCGCGUGGAGCCGGAGGAGCGAGCGAGCGACCGCGCGCGCGCUAGUGCGUCCGCCGCGCGAGUUUGUUUGUUUGUUUAUUUAUUAGUUUAUUAUUUAUCUCUCUACUUUUUUUGAGGUUGGACUGUUGUAGCUUUUUACCUGUUCACCUUUUCUCACCUUUAAAGUGCUGAACUUUACAACCAUCACGCUCCACGGAGAUACGCGAGGGACAAUGGUGAAUCCCGGAGGCAGCAGCCAGCCACCGCCGGUGGGCACGGGUUCUCUGUCCUGGAAACGGUGCGCGGGGUGCGGUGGGAAAAUCGCUGACCGCUUCCUGCUCUACACCAUGGACAGCUACUGGCACAGCCGCUGCCUCAAGUGCUCCUGCUGCCAGGCCCAGCUGGGCGAAAUCGGCACGUCGUGCUACACGAAAAGCGGCAUGAUCCUGUGCAGAAACGACUACAUCAGGUUAUUCGGAAACAGCGGAGCUUGCAGCGCCUGUGGUCAGUCCAUUCCAGCCAGCGAACUGGUGAUGAGGGCACAGGGCAACGUGUACCACCUCAAGUGUUUCACAUGUUCCACCUGCCGGAACCGGCUUGUCCCAGGAGACCGGUUCCACUACAUCAACGGCAGCCUGUUCUGUGAACACGACCGACCCACAGCGCUCAUCAACGGCCAUUUGAGUUCACUGCAGACGAACCCGCUACUGCCUGACCAGAAGGUGUGUUAAGCAGGAGCUGUGCAGGAAGCAGGACGCGUGCCUUCAUUUAAGCCCCUCACUCAUCGUCACCCAAGACCGUGUGAAUCAGCGACGCCCCGGCCUUUCAGCUGUGCUCCCACAAAAGGAAAUCCUCUACUCCUCAUCGUACCAGUGACUCGACUUUCAUUUCUGUAAACCCAGAAACCCCCGGCGCUCGGCCUCCGACCUCGGCGUUCCCCCACGUACGGGUGGAUACUUUGCACUUAGCCGCACCUGAAUAAAAGCGCUGAGGACUCCACACGACCUUGGAAUAAAAAGAAAAAAAAGCCCGGAGACUGAUCGGAACGAAACCAGGUGGAACUCUUCAGGAAGAGAAAACAAAAAGAUCACACAAAGAGGAUGUUGUGACUGAAGCGAGGGAAUGGGGACAAAGAAAAGACUAAUGAGGCUAAAGAAAUCCAGACUUUUCAACUCUGCAAAUUUGUUAAAAGACAUUUUGGGGGGAAAACCGGGACCUUUUCAUUUUUCCUCUCUUCCUUUUUCUAUCCUCAUCUCCCAACAACAUAGUGUUUCCACUUUAUAUAUUUUAAGUGUUGUCAGAGGGGAUUUUUCUUUUCUUUUCGGUGUAUGUACAGUAGAAAACACGGGGGUUUCAGAAAAAUCAGUGGCUUUUUGUGGAAAACAAAUCAUGAACACUCUCUUUGGUGUAUUUGUAAAACUACCAUGUAUGUACAGUAUGCAUGUAAAUGUCGUUGUCCAGGCGUGGCUACCGUACCAUACAACCUCUCCGCACUCAGCUCCUCCCCCUCCCCCUCCUCCUCCUCCUCCUCCUCCUUCCUCUUUUAAAACCUGAACCCAUGGCAAACUGAAGAAAUCUGCUCAUAGUCAGUAAUGUAGAGACCAUCAACAUAUAAAUGCUGAAUGAAAGAGAAAUUUAUUUGUGAUAUUUUCCAAGACAUUUGCUCCAGUAUGGUGUAUUUAAUUAAUAAAAAAAAUGUAAGUUUUAAAAGCCUCAGUAAAUU
This is a messenger RNA of Solea solea (common sole), 2015 nucleotides long. It is a transcript of the gene lmo4b, whose product is annotated as LIM domain only 4b. The record is from RefSeq and is a predicted model, not a curated record. Lineage: Eukaryota; Metazoa; Chordata; Actinopteri; Pleuronectiformes; Soleidae. The transcript has 5 exons. The coding region runs from base 526 to 1023 and encodes 165 amino acids.